Staurois parvus is the source of this 264-nucleotide messenger RNA. The record is from the annotation of a GenBank genome assembly. Lineage: Eukaryota; Metazoa; Chordata; Amphibia; Anura; Ranidae.
GGCCACAGAAUUGUUACUCAGGGACAGACAGAAUUGUUACUGAGGGCCACAGAAUUGUUACUGAGGGCCACAGAACUCACGUUGUUACUCAGGGACACAGAAUUGUUACUGGGGGACACAGAAUUGUUACUGAGGGCCACAGAACUGUUACUUAGGGCCACAGAAUUGUUACUCAGGGACACAGAAUUGUUACUCAGGGCCACACAGAAUUGUUACUCAGGGACCACAGAAUUGUUACUCAGGGCCACAGAAUUGUUACUGAGG